CCAAGACUUCAGAGCAGGUAAUCUAAUUUUGUAAUGACCUGGAAAUUCCUCAUCUUGUGUAGCAGACAGAAACUUCUGAGUCUAAUAACUUGGGAGGACGAAGUUUGGGAAUUCCAGCUUUUGCAAAACUAAACUCCUCCUUGGUCUGAGUGGAAUAUAAGAACAAGCUGCGGACCAUAAACCAACACAAAACACAAGGGAGAUCAAACUGCCUGACUGACUAACUAACUAAGGAGCUGAAAGUCUGUCACAUCUGCAAGUAUGAAGCUGCUUCUAGCUGGACUUGUUCUGACCCUUAUUGUGGGGGCUCAAGCUCAGUGGUACCACUUCCCUGGUGAAGCUGCUCGAGGUGCUAGAGACAUGUGGCGUGCAUACGGCGACAUGAAGGACGCCAACUGGAAAAACUCAGACAAGUACUUCCACGCUCGGGGCAACUAUGAUGCUGCCAGGAGAGGACCAGGGGGCAGGUGGGCAGCAACAGUCAUCAGUGAUGGCCGGGAGAUGGUUCAGGGUUCCAGUGGUCGAGGACAUGAGGACUCAGCAGCUGACCAGGAGGCUAACCGCUGGGGACGUAAUGGAGGGGACCCCAACCGAUUCAGACCCCAAGGACUCCCCAAGAACUACUGAACCUAAAAAAGGUGGUUACUAGCCAAACUGAAAGGACCACAAGCCAAACAACUAUACUGCACUUAAUUACUGCUUUUGGUAAAAAAAAUAUUCUCAAAAAUGAUUUUGCCCAAAUGUUCUGAUAAUAGACAGGAACAUGGUACUGAAACUUAGUAUACAAUGUAUUUCAAAAGUGUUGCAAAAAUAAAGUGAUUACGCAA
Messenger RNA from Oncorhynchus kisutch (coho salmon), 827 nucleotides. Its product is annotated as serum amyloid A-5 protein-like. Gene Ontology annotation, cellular component: extracellular region. Lineage: Eukaryota; Metazoa; Chordata; Actinopteri; Salmoniformes; Salmonidae. The record is from RefSeq and is a predicted model, not a curated record. Bases 262 to 627 code for a protein of 121 amino acids. The transcript has 4 exons.